Messenger RNA from Vitis riparia (riverbank grape), 417 nucleotides. Its product is annotated as toll/interleukin-1 receptor-like protein. Gene Ontology annotation, biological process: signal transduction. Bases 1 to 417 code for a protein of 138 amino acids. Lineage: Eukaryota; Viridiplantae; Streptophyta; Magnoliopsida; Vitales; Vitaceae. The transcript has 2 exons. The record is from RefSeq and is a predicted model, not a curated record.
AUGAUAUGUUUCCGGAGCUUUAGAGGAGAAGACACCCGCAAUGGCUUCACUCCCCAUCUCUAUAAGGAGCUAUGCACCAAAGGAAUCAACACUUUCAUCGACAAUGACAAGCUUGAGAGGGGCGAUGUCAUAGCUUCUGUGCUUGUUCCGGCUAUUGAAAACUCCAAGUUUUCUGUCAUUGUUUUGUCAAAAAAUUAUGCUUCUUUCAGGUGGUGUUUGGAGGAGCUGGUGAAGAUUCUAGAGUGCAUGAGAACCAAGGGACAGAGGGUUCUCCCAAUUUUCUACAAUGUGGAUCCCUCACAUAGGCCAGAAUCAGAAUUUCCAUGGAGGGAGAUAAUUUUCUCGCUUUCUGCAGAGCAACUCCUUUGCAAAUGCAGUGGUUCCACGAGCUUGGAAUCAAAUCUUGCCUUCUUAUGA